Arabidopsis arenosa is the source of this 2219-nucleotide messenger RNA. NCBI's taxonomy places the organism in Eukaryota, Viridiplantae, Streptophyta, Magnoliopsida, Brassicales, Brassicaceae. The record is from the annotation of a GenBank genome assembly.
GUAUUUUGCUAACCUUCACUUCCCAUAAUUCUCUCUACUCUCACUCUUUUCUUCUUCUUUAUAGAUAUCUCUUAGUGAUUCUCAUGGAUCCACCAUUCAACGAAAUAUACAAAACCCUUUUGUAUAAUCAGAUCACAAACACCGAAAGAGAUGUUCCUGAAAUACCCUUUAGCUUCUCCGUCACGGCCGUCGUCGAGGAGGUGGAGCUUCCUGUGAUUGACGUCAGCCGUCUCAUCCAUGGAGCCGAGAAGGAGAGAGAGAAAUGUAAGGAAGAGAUUGCGAGAGCUUCGAGGGAGUGGGGAUUUUUUCAAGUAAUAAACCAUGGAAUAUCAAUGGAUGUGUUGGAGAAGAUGAGACAAGAACAAAUUAGGGUCUUUAGAGAGCCUUUUGACAAGAAAAGUAAGUCGGAGAAAUUCUCCGCUGGGAGUUACCGGUGGGGAACGCCGUCAGCCACUUGUCUCCGGCAGCUUUCUUGGUCAGAAGCUUUUCAUGUUCCCAUGACAGAUAUUUCUAACAACAAGGACUUUACUACUCUCAGCUCAACAAUGGAGAAGUUUGCUUCGGAAUCGGAAGCUCUAGCAUAUAUGUUGGCAGAGGUUCUUGCAGAAAAAUCAGGACAAAAAUCUAGUUUCUUCAAAGAAAACUGUGUGAGGAAUACAUGUUAUCUAAGGAUGAACCGAUAUCCACCAUGUCCCAAACCAUCAGAAGUGUACGGGUUAAUGCCACAUACGGACAGUGAUUUCCUCACAAUCUUAUAUCAAGAUCAAGUCGGAGGACUCCAACUCAUCAAAGACGAUAGAUGGAUCGCCGUCAAACCUAAUCCUAGAGCUCUCAUUAUCAAUAUAGGUGACUUAUUUCAGGCAUGGAGCAAUGGCAUGUACAAAAGUGUGGAACACCGUGUGAUGACGAAUCCAACGGUGGAGAGAUUCUCAACGGCGUAUUUUAUGUGUCCAUCAUACGACGCCGUUAUAGAGUGUUCAAGUGAUUGUCCUGCUUAUAGAAAUUUCAGCUUCAGAGAAUUCAGACAACAAGUUCAAGAAGAUGUUAAGAAGCUUGGUUUUAAAGUUGGCCUUCCUAGCUCACAGCUAAACCGUUGGAACAGAGCACGAAGCUUAAGGUCCGGCGCGAAGCUGGACCGUACGAUUAAUAAUGAGUCAAACAGUCCGACCGCUCCGAUGCGUCCGAUCGAAAGUUCAAGUCGUUCUGAUAUUUCGACACUUGACAGUGACGUGUCAUCAUCAAGUAACGGAGAUAAUCAGACGGAUAUGACGGCAGCGAAGUCGAUUUACAUAGUCUCUGACGGAACUGGUUGGACGGCGGAACACGCCGUUAACGCUGCUUUGGGCCAAUUCGAUUAUUGCUUGGUCGACCGUGGUUGUCCCGUUAAUACACAUCUCUUCUCAGGGAUUGAAGAUGGAGAGAAGUUAAUGGAGAUCAUAAAGCAAGCAGCAAGAGAAGGAGCAAUGGUAAUCUACACUUUAGCUGAUCCAUCAAUGGCAGAAGCAACCAUGAGAGCUUGCAAGCUAUGGAAAAUCCCAUCACUAGACAUUCUUGGACCAAUCACAGACUCAAUCUCUUCUCACUUAGGCACUAAUCCUUCCGGUCUUUCACGUGGCAUAACAAACUCAUCUCUUAACGAAGACUACUUCAAAAGAAUCGAAGCAAUCGAAUUCACUAUCAAACACGACGACGGUGCCUUGCCGGAGAAUCUUGAAAAAGCUGACAUUGUUCUUGUAGGUGUUUCUAGAACAGGGAAGACACCACUCUCGACUUACUUAGCUCAAAAGGGUUACAAAGUCUCUAACGUACCGAUUGUGAACGGUGUUGAUCUUCCCAAGACUCUGUUUGAGAUCGACCCGAGAAAGGUUUUUGGUUUAAUGAUUAAUCCGGUCGUGUUGCAAGGGAUAAGGGAGGCUAGAGCCAAGAGUCUUGGACUUGGCUCGAGUUUUAAGACUAAGUACUCUGAGUUAGGUUCUGUUAAAGAAGAGCUUGAGCUUGCCAAGAGAAUCUUUGCUGAGAAUCCGACUUGGCCAGUGAUUGAAGUGACAGAGAGUGCAAUUGAGGAAACUGCGGCAGUGGUUUUGAGGCUUUACGAUGAGAGACAAAGCAAUCGAGCAAUGCCUCGCAUCUCUAAAAGCUACUAAAUGAUUAUUAUUCAAAGAGGAUUUAAAAUUAAGGUGGAAGAAUAUAUAUAGAAAAUAUAAAUUGAUAAACUCUUU